Anolis sagrei ordinatus is the source of this 5909-nucleotide messenger RNA. RefSeq names its product protocadherin 17 (gene PCDH17). Gene Ontology annotation, molecular function: calcium ion binding. NCBI's taxonomy places the organism in Eukaryota, Metazoa, Chordata, Lepidosauria, Squamata, Anolidae. Gene Ontology annotation, cellular component: plasma membrane. Gene Ontology annotation, biological process: homophilic cell-cell adhesion. The record is from RefSeq and is a predicted model, not a curated record.
UCCUUUCCAGCUCGGCUUCUCGCUUUUUUUCUUGGCGGCGCCGCAGGAGGAGCCUUCCUCUGUGUGUGUGUCUGUCUGUGUGUGUGUGUGUGCGUACCUCGGAGAGGCAGGCAGAGCAAGCCAAGCGGUCUCCCGGAUGGCAGGCGGCGGGAUGCGGACCUCCGCGGCUCCGCUUAGAUCGCGGAUUGCAGCAGCGGGAGAGAAGACCCCCUGAGAAGGAGGACCCCGACCAGAAGGGGAAGCCAAGCCCAGCCUGCCGAGCCUCCGCCACCUCUGCGCUCUCCUCCGACUAUUGCAGCAACCCCCGCUUUGCUUUUGCUGAUUUUGUUUUUGCUGGGAUUUCACCUCUCGCGUGUUUUUUAAACCCCGGUUUCUCCAUCUAUUGACUCAGGACACCGGCAAGCAUUUCUCCUGGGGUUUUGUACCGCCUCUUCCUCCUUUUCCAGACCAAAGCUUUGCCUUUUUCUUUCGCCUCCCCCCCUCCUCCUCCGUGAAGUUGGAACUGCAGCAGCAACAAGGAGGAGGCCAAGAGGCGGGAGGGAAGAAAGAGAGGGGACGGAGCGGGACCCACUCACUCACUCACUCACGCCAUCCUCCCCUUCCUCUGCCUCCUUCCAUCGCUCAGCUCGCUCCGUCCAUGGUGGCGCUGGGGCUUUGCGGAUCUUCCCGAGCAACAGGUCCAGGAACUUGAAAGGAGAGCGGGAAGGGAGGGAGGGAGGGAGGGAGGGAGGAAGGGAUCCCGGCUCUCGCCUGCCUGCCUGCCUGCCUUCCUUCCUUCCUUCCCCUGUGAUGUCUCUCUCCGCCCGGGCCUGCCUCUGCUGCCUGGCCGUCCUCCUCCUGGGCUGGGCCCCGGCCUGGGCGCUGAAGAACCUCAACUACUCGGUGCCGGAGGAGCAAGGCGCCGGCACCGUCAUCGGCAACAUCGGCCGCGAUGCCCGGCUGCAGCCCGGGCCCGGCGGAGGCUCGCCGUCCUCGGAGCGUCCCCGCGGAGGAGGGAAGUCCACCUUCCGCGUGCUGGAGAACUCGGCGCCGCACCUGCUGGACGUGGACGGCGAGAGCGGCCUGCUCUACACCAAGCAGCGCCUGGACCGCGAGGCGCUGUGCCGGCGCAGCGCCAAGUGCCAGCUCUCCCUCGAGGUCUUCGCCAACGACCAGGAGAUCUGCAUGAUCAAGGUGGAGAUCCAGGACCUCAACGACAACGCGCCGGCCUUCCCCUCCGACCAGGUGGACCUCGACAUCUCAGAGAACGCGGCGCCGGGCACGCGCUUCCCCUUGGCCAGCGCCCACGACCCCGACGCCGCCGAGAACGGGCUCCGGACCUACCUGCUCACCCGCGACGACUACGGGCUCUUCGCGCUGGACGUCAAAGCCCGCGGCGACGGCACCAAGUUCCCGGAAUUGGUGGUGCAGAAGCCGCUGGACCGCGAGGAGCAAAGCCACCACACGCUGGUCCUCACCGCGCUCGACGGCGGGGAUCCGCCACGCUCCGGCACCGUCCAGCUCAACGUCCGCCUCAUUGACUCCAAUGAUAACAGUCCUGUCUUCGAGGCUGCCUCCUAUGUGGUGGAGCUGCCGGAAAACGCUCCGCUGGGCACUGCAGUGCUCGACCUCAAUGCCACCGACGCCGACGAGGGCACCAACGGAGAGGUGCUCUAUGCCUUCAGCGGAUACACACCCGAGCGGGUGAGGGAGCUCUUCAGCAUCGACCCCCAGAGUGGCCUGAUCCGUGUCAAGGGCAACCUGGACUAUGAGGAGGGUGCGCUGGUGGAGAUCGACGUGCAGGCCCGUGACUUAGGGCCCAACCCCAUCCCAGCUCACUGCAAAGUCACUGUCCGCCUCCUGGACCGCAACGACAAUGCACCCUCCAUUGGUUUCGUCUCAGUGCGGCAGGGGGCCCUCAGUGAGGCUGCCCCACCUGGCACUGUCAUCGCCCUGGUAAGAGUCACUGACCGCGAUGCUGGCAAGAAUGGGCAGCUCCUCUGCCGGGUGCAAGGCGACGGUGGCAGUGGUGGAGGUGAGGGAGCCGUGCCCUUCACCCUGGAGGAGAAUUAUGACAACCUCUACACUGUUGUCACCGACCGGCCCCUGGACAGGGAGGUGCAGGACGAGUACAACGUCACCAUCCUGGCCAGGGAUGGUGGCAAUCCCCCACUCAACUCCACCAAGUCCUUCACUGUCAGGAUCCUGGACGAGAAUGACAACCCGCCCCGCUUCAGCAAGAACCUGUAUGUCCUUCAGGUGCCCGAGAACAACAUUCCCGGAGAGUACCUUGGCUCUGUCUUAGCCAAGGACCCUGACCUGGGCCAAAAUGGCACUGUCUCCUACUCCAUUCUCCCUGGGCACGUCGGUGAUGUUUCCAUCUACACCUACGUCUCCGUCAACCCCACCAAUGGGGCCAUCUACGCCUUGCGCAGCUUCAACUAUGAGCAGACCAAACACUUUGAGUUUCAUGUACUGGCCAAAGACUCAGGCUCCCCCCACCGGGAGAGCAAUGCCACCGUCCGUGUCACUGUCCUGGAUGUCAACGACAAUGCCCCUCUGAUUGUCCUGCCAGCCCUGAUCAAUGACACUGCUGAACUCCAGGUCCCACGCAACGCCGGCGUGGGCUACCCAGUGGGCACAGUGCGUGCCUUGGAUAGUGACUUUGGAGAGAGCGGGCGCCUCACCUAUGAGAUUGUUGAAGGCAAUGAGGAGCACCUUUUUGAGAUGGACCCUACCAGUGGGGAGAUCCGCACCCUGCACCCUUACUGGGAAGAGCUUAGUCCUGUGGCCGAGCUUGUGGUGAAGGUCAGUGACCAUGGGAAGCCCAGCCUCUCUGCAGUAGCCAAACUGAUUGUGCGGGCCUUGGCUGGGCCACUUCCCGAAGCAGGGGAGCCCCAAGUGAAUGGGGAGCAGCACCGACGGCCCCACUGGGACUUGUCUCUCCCCCUGAUUGUCACCUUGAGCACUGUGUCCAUCAUCCUGCUGGCUGCCAUGAUCACCAUUGCUGUCAAGUGCAAGCGGGAGAACAAGGAGAUCCGCACCUAUAAUUGCCGCAUUGCUGAGUAUAGUCACCCCCAACUUGGUGGUGGGGGUGGAGGGGGUGGUGGUGGUGGAGGCAAUGGUGGGGGCAAGGGCAAGAAGAAGAAGAUCAGCAAGAAUGACAUCAUGCUGGUGCCCAGUGAAGGGGAGGACAGUAGAGGGCCCCUGAACGUCAUGAACGUGGUGAGCAGCCCUUCUUUGGCCACCUCGCCCAUGUAUUUUGACUACCAGACCCGCCUGCCCCUUAGCUCCCCCAGGUCUGAAGUGAUGUACCUGAAACCAGCCUCCAACAACCUGACUGUGCCCCAGGGACACGUGGGCUGCCACACCAGCUUCACAGGGCAAGGGACUAACGUCACUGAGGCUCCUCCGAGCCGGAUGUCCAUAAUACAGACAGACAAUUUUCCCGCAGAGCCCAAUUACAUGGGCAGCAGGCAGCAGUUUGUUCAAAGUAGCUCCACGUUCAAGGACCCUGAGCGAGCCAGUUUGAGAGACAGCGGGCAUGGGGACAGUGACCAAGCUGACAGUGACCAAGAUACUAACAAAGGCUCCUGUUGCGACAUGUCUGUUAGAGAGGCACUCAAGAUGAAAACAACUUCAACUAAAAGCCAGCCACUUGAACAAGAACAGCAAGGGAGAGGCCAAAGACCCAUUGUUGGGAUCUGUGGACCAGCCCGCUGUAAGGAAGGAAAAUUUUCAGAACAAGAAGAGUGCAUUAAUUGCACAGAUGAAUGCCGAGUGCUUGGUCAUUCUGAUAGAUGCUGGAUGCCCCAGUUCCCCACUGCCAACCAGGCUGAAAAUGCAGAUUAUCGAACAAAUCUCUUUGUCCCCACAGUGGAAGCUAAUGUUGAGACUGAGACUUACGAAACUGUGAACCCCACGGGGAAAAAGACUUUUUGUACAUUUGGGAAAGACAAGAGAGAGCACACUAUUCUCAUUGCCAAUGUGAAACCUUAUCUCAAAGCCAAACGUGCCCUGAGUCCUCUCCUCCAAGAGGUUCCCUCAGCAUCAAGCAGCCCAACCAAGACCUGUAUUGAGCCUUGCGCCUCGACAAAAGGACCACUGGAUAGUUGUGAAGUCAAACCAGGAGCCUUGGCUGAACCCAGCAGCCAGUACAUGACAGCUACUGACAGUCAGUACCUAUCACCUAGUAAACAGUCCAGAGACGCUGCAUUCAUUGCAUCUGAUCAGAUGGCUAGGGUCUUUGCUGAGGUACAUUCCCGAGUGAGCCGAGACUCCUCUGAGAUGGACGCUGUGUUGGAGCAGAUAGACCGUUCAAACAGGGAACUAGGGAGAGAGUCAGUGGAUGCAGAGGAAGUAGUCCGGGAGAUUGACAAGCUUUUACAGGACUGUCGGGGAAAUGACCCUGUGGCUGUGAGAAAAUGAAACAAAAGAAAACAAAAGACAGCCUGGCAUUUAUUUGCUUCUUCUGCUGAAUUAAAAAAAAUCUCCCCUGGUUCUAAAAUUUAUACAGGGAUGAACGAAGACCAAUGCUGCUUUAAGGCUUUUAGUGAACAUCUGAAGUGCCCACAAGUAUGUUCUUUUCACUGCUCUUUCUUUUUCAGAUAACACUGGUUUCGUUUUUUACCAAACUUUCAUUAGAACAGUGUGAUGUAUGUUAAAAGAAGGAGGGAGGGAAGUGAGGAAAGAAGGAAGGAACGAAGAAAGGACAGAAGGAAGGAAGGAAAGACAGAAAAUUGGUGCCACUUUGACAAUCUAAUAGAAAGUUGUAGAAAAAAGACAAAUGGAACCUGUUAUUUUAAGACUGAUAGUUGAUGUUGACUUCACUGUUUACCUGUAGACCCCAUAAAAAGCAGGGUGGAAUAGUUCUGUGAUAGGUUUCCAGCAGUCAUUACAUGCUUCUACUGAAAAUCCCAAAAUCAGAAACCAAGUAAACAUUCAAAAAUCCCUGUAGUCAACCAAGCUACACCAAGCAUUAACAGUCAUUUGUGAUAACCAUUUCUGUAUAAAGUUAUCUGCCACACACACACAUAGACACACACAAAAGAAAAGAAAAACAAACAAAAAAGAGAGAAAGAAACCCAAGAUCCCAUUCCAUAGCAUUGUUCAGCAAAAAUAUUCUGAUCAUUAGUAAUUCAGCUCAUGUCAUAUUAAAGUUAAAUGUAAAAUGGUAGAGUCCAUGUUUGUCCUGCACACGCAUAAACUAACUCACAAGGUAAGAAGAGGGAGAAGAGACUUUAGUGUCCAGCAGAACUCUAGGCUAGCAGUAUGUUGUAAACCUGAGGCAUAAUAUGAGAUCACAAAUAAUAAUUAUCCUUUGAUGGGUAAUAAUAGAGGAGAUAAAUUAACAUUAUUAACACCUUUUGUAAGUCAUUUGUGGACACUAAAAUAGCUCAAGUGAGUGAAACAUUUCAGACAUCCACGCAAAUCCACAUAAAUCAUUUAAAUGUGCAAAUGUAAGAAGAUUCAAUGUGUUUACAUCAAAUGACAUAUUUUUAUUGAUUUAUUGCAGAUUCAGUGCAUUUGAGCCAAAUUGUUGAGUGUAUAAGAGCUAUAUUGUGUAUUUUAUUAAAUUAAUAUAUAGUUGUGUUGCAAAAAAGAAAUAUUUGGGCUUAUAAUGUAAAUGGCAGAUGUUGCCUCAGUAGCUGUUGAACUCUAUGAGUUUUGUUCUCUCCUUUUUCUUUUCAUUUUCCUUUUCCUUUUUCCCCGCGGAGUGUGGGAAGCAGGGCCUCAGAGCAAAGUCUCUUGUUUAAUGUAUGGUCUACCAAGUACCGCAGUACAUAAUCUGUUCAAAAUGUGUCUUGAGUGAGUUGAUGGAGCUAACUGAACGGCCGACGAAUACAUCCAUCAGUCAUGGUUAUGUGCAAGUCCUUGUAGAAGCUUCUGUCGCAACCCAUGUUUAAUAACAAAAAUUACACUUGAACCAA